CUGCGGACGUGAUGCCUACAACCCGAAUGAUCCUCAACAUCUCCAGCAACCAGACAAGACAGACUUGAUAGAGACACUUUGAUUCAAAACACUGAAGCGAGACAUUCCUUCUGGAUCGAUCGACUCCGAAUAUCUACCCACACACCUCUCACACGCUGGAAACCCUCCGAGCUCUGUUUGCCUACCGCUUCACCUCCGAACAUUCAAGGACCACCAAUUCACGCCAUCAAACGCCCGAGAAGUGGUUACUACUUAGAAGAGAACCAUACCCAUCUUCACAACAGGGAGGUAUCACCUCAGAGACUUCGUCGGUCACAGCUCUUGACCUGCUGCAUGCAUUGUCGACCACCUUUCAGACCCUCCCUAUUCAGGGCGUCAUGAAUGGAGUUGACUACAAGCGCUUCGUGCGCUACUUUUACGAUCCUCCCCCCAAAUAUGAUGACAUGUCAGGGACGUCGAUCUGGCUACUGGGCAAAGAAUACAAGCCGACACCGCCGAAGCCUGUGACAACGACGGAUCACGACGACGUAGUAGAAGUGGAGUCGUCAACCGAAUCCCACGACCCUUCAGACACAAGUGGUUCAUCUACCACCGCAGACAUUCAAAACCAUUCCCAGCAACCUCAAUAUAUAUCUCAGAGUACAAGCACAUUGGAUGACGUCCAACAUGUCACAAAUGCCAAUCUCCCGUCGCUCUCGAACGACCCAGCCGACGGCGGGUGGCCGCACGCAUUCCUAGAUGAUUUUGAAUCACGGAUAUGGAUGACCUAUCGAUCCAACUUCUUACCCAUCCCUCGCUCUCAAGAGCCGUCGUCGAACUCCGGUCUCUCGUUCUCUGUGCGCCUUCGCAACCUUACUGAGCGAGAAGGAUUCACCAGCGACACUGGCUGGGGCUGCAUGAUUCGAUCCGGUCAAUCUCUGCUUGCUAACGCUUUACUGACGCUUCAACUUGGUCGAGACUGGCGGCGGUCCGCUUGUCCUUCAUCAACCGAAGCGUCGAUUAUAGCUCUUUUUGCCGAUUCUCCCUCAGCGCCGUUCUCCAUUCACCGCUUCGUUCAACACGGUGCAUCAUCCUGUGGCACUCAUCCAGGCCAAUGGUUCGGACCGUCUGCUACAGCCUCCUGCAUCAGGGAGCUCAGCGCGGAAUGUGCCGCUGCAGGUCUGCGAGUCUACGUCACUCCUUCCGCAUCUGAAGUAUACGAAGACCGAUUCCGGUCGAUCGCAGCCGCCAGCUCGAUGGACCCAACCAUCAAACCUACACUUAUACUGCUGGGUAUACGACUAGGCCUCGACAGGAUCACUCCAGUCUACCACGAGGCUUUGAAAAGCGCACUGACGUAUCCUCAAUCGAUCGGGAUCGCCGGCGGUCGGCCUUCAAGCAGCCAUUACUUCAUAGGAUGCCAGGGCGACAUGUUUCUCUAUCUUGAUCCGCACGAGACGAGACCAGCACUAGCUUAUCACGACAACGCAGCUGAGUACACAGACGAGGAGAUAGCUACGUGCCACACGCGGAGAUUACGCGGGUUGAGAAUUUCCGAGAUGGACCCUAGCAUGCUGAUCGGGUUCCUCAUCAAGGAUGAGGCAGACUGGAUUGAUUGGAAGCGUAGACUCAAAGAAGUCAGGGGAAAGGCUAUCGUCAGUGUCUUUGACAAGGAGCCGCCCGUGCCCGGUGAGACGAAGGAGCGCAAAGAGGCCGUCGAUGAAGUCGAGACUUUUGAUGACGAUGAAGACGAGGAUUGUGACGGAGAUGACGACGGGACUGUGACGGUGACGGGAAAGGACAUUGAACCGGAACCCCACGAUGUCCAUGCUGGCGGUGCGGCGCAAGAUGCCGAAGAUGAUGGUGUCAAGGUAGAUUUGCACACUGUGAGAAACGAAGAGGCGCCCCGGCAGGCCUCCUGAGACGAUGGACUAUGACUUGGAACGGAAUGAAAUGCAAAUGACAUGUAAUGCUUGAGGCGUUCUGGAUGACUCACUUGGUCACUGCUUUUGGGAAUGAGAAUAUUCUAUACUACCACGAUACGUUUGUGUGUUUGUUUUACUUGAUACCAAAAUACCUUCCUCUCGUA
This is a messenger RNA of Exophiala oligosperma, 2068 nucleotides long. RefSeq lists its product as uncharacterized. The record is from RefSeq and is a predicted model, not a curated record. The transcript has a single exon. The coding region runs from base 378 to 1901 and encodes 507 amino acids. Gene Ontology annotation, molecular function: protein-phosphatidylethanolamide deconjugating activity. Lineage: Eukaryota; Fungi; Ascomycota; Eurotiomycetes; Chaetothyriales; Herpotrichiellaceae.